CAAAAGGCGGUUUCGAUGGUACCUCUAAUGUAUUGGCAGGCAAAUUGUUCAAUAUUCCUGUUAAAGGCACACAUGCUCACGCUUACAUUACCUCAUUUUCGGGCAUUGGUGAAUUGAAAACCCGUCUUUUGAAACAUAAAGUCACAGGUGUUACAGGCGAUUUACUGGAGCAUGCUAUCAAACAUCGUCAAUCGCUGGCUUCGGUUUUAGACGUUUCAAUGGAAGAGUCAUCGGAGGGUGAAUUGGCAGCCAUGGUCUCAUACGCCAUAGCAUUUCCUGAUGGUUUCAUGGCUUUAGUCGAUACGUAUGAUGUUAAGAGCCCUAAAAGCAAAACACAAGAAUUAAACCAUAUAAAGCCAAGUAUCACUUCUAAAAGCUCAACAAAUGUUAGGAAAACUAAGAAUUCCUCAAAUUCAUACAAACAACAACAACAUGAAAAUGGUUUAACAAACUCCUCUCAAAUGAAUGGCAAAAUAUCAACUCAUCAGCCUUCAAAUGGAAAAAUGUGUUUAGAACAAAAACAUGUAAAUGGUCAAACUGUUUCGAAUGCUUUAACAAAUGGCUCUCAUAAGAACAACGCCAAUAAAGUCAGCAAUACCACAACCACAAACAUAAAGAAUAAUAAACAUUCAGUGGAUGUAAAUUCAUUAUCAUCACCAUCGUCAUUUCUAACGCCCCAAGCUUAUCUGCCAAAAUACGUCGAGAAGUCGUUCAGGUAAUAUUUUUUUUUAUAAUAA
Lucilia cuprina (Australian sheep blowfly) is the source of this 737-nucleotide messenger RNA. RefSeq lists its product as uncharacterized. NCBI's taxonomy places the organism in Eukaryota, Metazoa, Arthropoda, Insecta, Diptera, Calliphoridae. Bases 219 to 719 code for a protein of 166 amino acids. The transcript is spliced from 3 exons. The record is from RefSeq and is a predicted model, not a curated record.